GGUCCAUUAAGCUGUAAGCAAAUUUAGAGGAGAAAGAAGAAAGAGACGAACCGUCUUCGUUUGGAGCUGUGUGACCGGGAGCAAAGAUGUCGUACAUGCUUCCACAUCUCCACAACGGCUGGCAGGUGGACCAGGCCAUUCUGUCAGAGGAGGACCGGGUCCUUGUGAUUCGGUUCGGACACGACUGGGACCCGACGUGUAUGAAAAUGGACGAAGUUCUCUACAGCAUCGCUGAAAAGGUGAAGAAUUUUGCAGUCAUUUACUUGGUAGACAUCACUGAAGUGCCUGAUUUUAACAAGAUGUACGAGUUAUACGAUCCCUGCACUGUCAUGUUCUUUUUCAGGAACAAGCACAUCAUGAUUGAUUUGGGCACCGGCAACAACAACAAGAUCAACUGGACGAUGGAGGACAAGCAGGAGAUGAUAGACAUUAUCGAAACUGUUUACAGAGGAGCACGAAAAGGACGAGGUCUGGUGGUGUCGCCUAAGGAUUAUUCGACUAAAUAUCGAUAUUGAUUUUUUUUUUUUUUUUUUGAAUUUGUUUUAUUUUUUUUA
Thalassophryne amazonica is the source of this 554-nucleotide messenger RNA. RefSeq names its product thioredoxin-like 4A (gene txnl4a). Lineage: Eukaryota; Metazoa; Chordata; Actinopteri; Batrachoidiformes; Batrachoididae. The transcript is spliced from 5 exons. The coding region runs from base 87 to 515 and encodes 142 amino acids. Gene Ontology annotation, cellular component: spliceosomal complex; U5 snRNP; U4/U6 x U5 tri-snRNP complex. The record is from RefSeq and is a predicted model, not a curated record. Gene Ontology annotation, biological process: mRNA splicing, via spliceosome.